Entamoeba invadens IP1 is the source of this 203-nucleotide messenger RNA. RefSeq lists its product as hypothetical. NCBI's taxonomy places the organism in Eukaryota, Evosea, Mastigamoebida, Endamoebidae. The record is from RefSeq and is a predicted model, not a curated record. The transcript is spliced from 2 exons. The annotation marks the transcript as partial.
AUGAUUGAGAGUGAGAGAGAAGCGUUUGUUGUUGUGAAAGAAGAAAGACUUGACAAAUUGCACAAAUCGCUUAAAGAGAUCAAUGACACUUAUUUCAAGUUCAAAUUGACAUUGGCAGACUUGCCAAUUGGGCAGGAGAGUGUCGAAAAGAUUGUGAAAAGUGUUGAGGAUUAUAUCGGAUCAGAAAUACACACACGCACGAU